GUCAGAUCCUCAGUACAUCCUGGCUGGUUCAUCCUCAUCCCUGACCUGCAGACAACUACACCUGUCGGUGAUACAAUUCCGGUGCGCCCCAAUGAUAUAACUUGCAGCCUCGAAUGUCAGAUAAGUCGUCAACACCCAUCUGUUGCAGACGGUGGUCUACGAUCAGCUGUUAGACCUCGACCAAGACUAAUGUCAUACUGGUCUUAUCAGUUCGGCUAACCUAAACUCUUACUGACCGUGGCGUCGACGACCAAAACCAGGCAAAGGAGCCAAGUCAGGCUGUCUUGAGAGCUCUCUCUAUCAGUCCUUGCUCAGGCAGAGACAGACGCUAUCAUUGCAUUUUGUCUCAACUGCCAUCAUGCCAGCUCCCACCUGAGGCCCCCAGGAGACCAUUCUUCUUCCAGAUUUGAUACUGGUCAACCCCUGGCGUUUUCCAUCGCUCGCCAGCUCCAAUAUGGAAAUCGAUCGUCGGACAUUUGCUUCAGUCAAGAUCGGCUUCCACAGCGUCGAAAAUGGUCCUGACAGGUUCAAAAGGAAUGAGCUGUAUGAUCCUCCGCCACAUGCACUCUGGCGGAAUAAUCUCACCGCCCUUUCCCAACGACACAAUCUCUAUUUCGUCGCCUCACUGUCUUCUGUUCUCGUGUACAGACCUGAAUUCCCAUUCCAAACUCUUGGAAGGACACCUGAACUCGUCAUUCCUCAAGCUCUUGCUAAAGCCGGCGCUAGGGGCUACAUUGACCCUAAUAAUGCACACUCAAUCAACCAUUUGAUGGUCGGAGAUCUUGGUAGUCAAGAGAUCUUACUACUUGCGACCGACUCGGGCAACAUCGCAGCGUAUUACACUCGCUCUAUCCAAGAUGCCAUCCUCCGAAAGCCCUUUGCUUUUUCCACGACCGCUAGCAGUGAUGUUCUAGGAUUGCAACCUUUCUUCACUCAUUGGGUUCAUGAAUCCGCUUGGGGCCUCUCCAUUCACACGCAGGCUCGCCUGAUUGCCGUGUCUGCUAACACCCCUUAUCACAUACCAGCAGACAAUCCUUGUGCAACAAUAUGGGUGUUUGCUUUUGCACUGACUGAGCGUGACAGCGGCGAUGAGGGCCUUGAUGAUGAAUCGGAUCCCCUCGAAAGCUCAUCCGGUUCUGAUUGGCACGAUUGGGACCCUUCACGUGGUGUCGAUGAUCCCUCUCGCGACCGAAAUUACAAAAUAGUUCUCUCAGGGUUCGAUGGUCAUGACUCCAACAUACCAUGCGUGUCAUUUGUGAACACCCUUCAAGAUCCAUACGGAAGAUGGCUUCUGAGCACCGACAUUGACGGGGCCACCAAAAUAUGGCAUGUCUGGCGGGCAAUCUGUCAUCGUUCAUGGGAUUUGACUGAGAGAGGACCCCACCUAGGCUUACGUCGCCAUCGUGAGGGUGGCUGGCUUGUAGCUGCACUGGAUCCGGAGAUGUUUGGCCUGGCCCAGAGUAUGGAGGAGUUCUGUGGUCACUCGAGAGCGGCCCUGUGUUAUGGUGCCACAGGGGAGAGCUAUGAUUUGACUAAUAUUGUCCGUUUGCGGACUCCCGGUCAUAGUCAUGCUCAUCCUCUUUUGUACGAAGCCUCGGACGAUUCAGAUGAUGGUCAAGACUGGGAUGGGCCAAGCAACAUGUGGUCCGAUGACGAGACUGGGAACUCAGAUGAGUCAGUCACUUCACAGCAGAGUCCGGUCCUACACUCCCAGCUUUUGUUUGACUCGACUUCGCAAGGACAAAGACCUACAACGUCUUCAUCCUAUGUCACCACUUUGGAGGACACCCCUUCAUCGGAGGACAUACUGCGAGAUGAAUCCGGGGCGAGUGAUGCAGGUUCGGAUCUUGAUAUUGACAGAUCCGAUCCUCACAAUAACGAGUCGCCAUUUUCUGUCUCUGUUGUGGUUGAGAUCCCAGAAGUUCCCUCGACUGACCAGAUGAUGCUGGAAACAGAGCUUCAUUACGACUCCAGCUCUGAUGAAGAUGAAGUCGAAGGCUCCUCCCUCGACCAGCAGAGCAUCAGCUCCUUGUCCAGUCUCGCACAACGAACAUAUCAAGAGACAGAGGAACUGAUUCAGUCAGGCUCUCCCACCCACUCCAAGACUUUGCCAUCAUCUGUACUACCACCCGAGAUACCAAAUUUUCCCAUACUACACUGCAGUACGUCCAACCUGAGACUCUUCAAUGGCCCAGACGCAGAUAGAGCACACGUCUACUGCGCCAGCAUCCUGACACAAGCCUUACCACCGGUACUAGAGGUACACCACUUUUCCCAUUUCGAUCGUCUCAACAUGAUCCAGUUCAUUCCCCCCUUGGGAAUUGUGGUGAUCGCUUCUCAGAUUGGACGAUGUGCAAUUUGUGUCCUGACUAGAAGUAAAAAUGGCACUUUUGGGCUUCGAACGGACUGGACGUUGCCGACAAGGAAACAAGAGUCUCAUAAGGUCCGACCCUUGAAACCAUUGUUGGGAAUUGCGGUGUCCCCUCUGCAAGGCCAGACCAGAUCUGAGUACUCUGAGUCGUCGUCGGAUGGAGAGAGUCACAGAGCAUGGGGCACAGAUGGGGUAGUUGAUGGGGUAGACACUUCUUUUGAUCCCACUGUCGUCGUCUUGAGAGACGAUGCUUCUCAAAUUCCCAGAGAUGGCCGAGGAGCCGACGUUGAAAGCAGUCCUAUGGAUGCCGGGCAAGGGACGAAACGGAAGCGGUUCUCGUAUGACCAACACGACCCUGUGUCAUCAGGACAGCAUCGAGAAAUACGAGAAUGGACUCUCCCACCACAAAGCAAUCCCUGGAAUGCGGCCGAGAACAGCACCAGGUAUAGGCUGAUGUUGACGUACAGCGACUUCACAGUUAUCACUUAUGAGUUAUCACGCGGAGUUGAAAGAGGAGAUGUCGCACAAUGCCAUGUUUCUACCAUGGACUUGGUAGAUUGAUUUACUGCGGGAUGAAGGGAUUGAUUGCAGGUUUUGGAAAAGGAUAAUGACAGUUCACGCGGCGAAUUUGUGGCAGGGGUUCUGGUCUCUAGUAGAUUUUGAUACCCUCUGAUGUUGUCCAUUUGGACAACUGUAUUCGAAGCUGUUUCUGAGUUUUGGAAUUCCCUUAGCAUCCUAGACAGAUUAUCUCAGUACAAUACGAUCUAGUGGUGAUAGAGAGUAGG
Messenger RNA from Exophiala mesophila, 3156 nucleotides. RefSeq lists its product as uncharacterized. NCBI's taxonomy places the organism in Eukaryota, Fungi, Ascomycota, Eurotiomycetes, Chaetothyriales, Herpotrichiellaceae. The record is from RefSeq and is a predicted model, not a curated record. Bases 455 to 2932 code for a protein of 825 amino acids. The transcript has a single exon.